This is a messenger RNA of Helianthus annuus (common sunflower), 679 nucleotides long. Its product is annotated as kunitz trypsin inhibitor 5. The record is from RefSeq and is a predicted model, not a curated record. Lineage: Eukaryota; Viridiplantae; Streptophyta; Magnoliopsida; Asterales; Asteraceae. Bases 1 to 591 code for a protein of 196 amino acids. Gene Ontology annotation, molecular function: endopeptidase inhibitor activity. The transcript has a single exon.
AUGAUGAAACUUUUAGUCACUUUAAUUCUCUUGUCAACACUCUCACUUUCCUCAUGCCUAUUCCGACAAAAUCCUAUUCGCGACACCGAUGGCAACAUCCUCCGAUCUCACACUAACUACUACAUCUUACCCGCCACACAUGGUGGGGGCGGGGGCCUAACCCUAGCCCGUGGAAGCGGGCAACUCUGCCCGCUUGAAGUGGUGCAAGAAGUUAGCCAAGUGAGAAAUGGGCUACCCUUAAAUUUAAUACCCGCCAACAAAGAUGGCAUCAUUCGCGAAUCUAUUGAUCUUAACAUUAAGUUCAAUGAUCUAUAUACGUGUGCUCCAAACACAGUUUGGCAGGUCAACCUGUUUAACGGGCAAAGGACUUUGUCAAGUCGGGGGAUCUUAGGACGGCCAGGGCAGGGAACCAUAGAUAAUUGGUUCAAGAUAGAGAAGUACGAGGCUCACUAUAAGCUAGUAUACUGCCCCUCGGUGUGCCACACUUGCAAGCCGGUUUGUGCGGAUAUUGGUUCUUCUAUCGGCGAAAAAGGGCGUAGAAGUUUGGUUUUGAAUAAUAAGCCUCUUAAGGUCAUGUUCAAGAAGGCAUAAUGACAUGAUGUAAAUUUAUGUGAUAAAACUGAUAAUAAUAAAAUAAAAGCUACUGAUCUUUGUACUAAACGUUGUUGUAUAUGUAAAA